ACCACAUUCUGGCCUAUGUGCCUUGAAUAAAGUAAAUUGCGUUUGAAUUGCAUUUACAGCAUCUCGGUUUCCUGCCAGAUGCUUUUAGUAAGUUCUUAAAUCCAGCGACAAUAUCGUGUAUACUGGUUAUCAAAUGCAUCUCCCUUCCACAGUCGUUUUCGACCUGCUGCUUCGUUAAAAAUCCUACCACUACGUUCUGGAGUGUGAUGGCGACCAACACUCUUUUCAAUUCUUUCCUAUCUGUAUGGGUUCUAUUUUCUGUCGUCUCGAGUCAAGGAAUCCCAUCAUCAAGCACUGCAGCAUCUCCAGUCCCUCAGCCAACAAGCUCGACAUCGCCGACUUUCACGGACGACACACGCUUCCGCGAGACCUGCCUUAAUUCGACAAACACAUACCGACAGCAGCACAGUGCCGCUUCGUUAACUUGGAAUGAUACCCUAGCAGAGAUUGCUGCUGAUGCCACGACGUGUGCAUGGAAAAAAUUGGAUAAACGCAAUUUUGUGCACCUAUCAAUCGGGAAAAAUCUUGCCCUUGGCUUUCACGAUGUCACCGAAGCAGUUGACAGCUGGGGCAGCCAACGGCGGUUCCUCAACUUCUCCAAUACCGAAUCCAUCGGGUUUUCGCAUCGAACAAUAGAUUUCACCCAACUCGUAUGGAAGAAUUCGACGCAGUUCGGUUGCGGUCGAUCAAAUUGCAAUCCUGCUGAGAUAGUAUCACGGUUUGGUAAUCCGGAGGACAGAAAUUUCAUGAACACAGGCGCUUUCACACAGAGUCGGACGCCUGCCCAAGGCCCAUGGAAAGGGAGCGGAAAGUUGACGGCCAACAAGCCAACUGGGCAGGGGUUGGAGAAUGUGUUGCAAGGAGAACCAGUGUGGGUUAUGGCAUGCGUAUUCAGCCCCCGAGGUAAUGUCAUAGGACAGUUUGAUGCGAAUGUUGGCAACCAGGUCUCGAAUAGCCAAUUUAGCGGCCAGGGCAUCGUGGGAAAUACAGAGAACGGUGCCGUCGCAAGGCUUGGGAGGAGCACCCUCGUUCUAGCCAUGGCUACAUUCUGUUUGAGCAUUGCAUCGCUGUUUUGACAUUGCUGAGCAUUGUACAACUCAGAGGGAUUUCGUAUUUGUUGAGCUAUCACUUGUAAGCUAGCCUGCGGUAUAAUGGAACGCUAUGUAUACCUUCUGUCCGAAUGAAAUAUGAU
This is a messenger RNA of Eremomyces bilateralis CBS 781.70, 1192 nucleotides long. RefSeq names its product PR-1-like protein. The coding region runs from base 207 to 1076 and encodes 289 amino acids. The record is from RefSeq and is a predicted model, not a curated record. Lineage: Eukaryota; Fungi; Ascomycota; Dothideomycetes; Eremomycetales; Eremomycetaceae. The transcript has 2 exons.